Messenger RNA from Schistocerca serialis cubense, 1190 nucleotides. RefSeq names its product calaxin-like. Bases 17 to 733 code for a protein of 238 amino acids. The transcript is spliced from 4 exons. The record is from RefSeq and is a predicted model, not a curated record. Gene Ontology annotation, molecular function: calcium ion binding. NCBI's taxonomy places the organism in Eukaryota, Metazoa, Arthropoda, Insecta, Orthoptera, Acrididae.
GGGCCGCAGGGCCGCCAUGGGGGACGACGCCGCCGCCGCCGCCGCCUCCUCGGCCAAGGGCGCGCACCUGCUCGUCGAACACCUGCGCCGCCGCACGCACUUCUCCAGGCAGGAGAUCGAGGCGCUGUGCCGGGUGUACCGCAGCCUGGUGGCCAGCACGAGUGCUGCGGGUGGCUCCCCCGCCGCCGCGCAGGCGUCGGCCGUCGCGGUCGCAGCGCCGCCCCUCGCCGGCGUCGCCGCUGUCGAGGGACUGGACCGCGUGGUGUUCCGCGAGCUGCUGCACAACACGUUCGACCUGGUGACGGAGGAGGUGCUGAUGGACCGCGUCUUCUGCGCCUUCGACCGCUGCAACGACGGCGUGGUGCGGCUCGAGGAGUGGGUGCAGGGGCUGUCCGUCUUCCUGCGGGGUACGCGAGAGCAGCGGACCGCCUUCUGCUUCCUCGUCUACGACCUCAACAGCGACGGCUACAUCACGCGCGACGAGAUGUUCCACCUGCUCAGGAACUGCCUGGUGAAGCACCCGAACGACGAAGAUCCAGACGAGGGCGUGAAGGACCUGGUGGAGCUGGCGCUGCGCAAGCUGGACGCGGACCGCGACGGCAAGGUGUCCUUCCAGGACUUCCAGAAGGCGGUCCAGACGGAGCCACUGCUGCUGGAGGCAUUCGGCCAGUGUCUGCCAGCCGAGAGCGCCUGCCACACCUUCUUGGCCACCCUACGGGAGCCCCAGCCCUGACUCGGAGUACCAGUCCCGAGUGGCAGACCAUCAAGUUACACACUUCAAUGGGUCCCAGUCACCCUCCCAUUCUGCAAAUGUACAUAUUUAAUAUCACACAUUCUAAAUUAAUAUAAGUAAUGUUUUAUACUCUUACUAGUGUGCUCAUCUAUUGUUAUCUUCAUCUCGAAUCACUGAAGCCCAUUUCGAAAGCACGAAUUCUGGACAGGUUUUUAUGUAUUUUUCUUUGACUUAUCGUAUGUCUGAGCACGUAACAUCUAGAAAGGACAAUGUCACUACCUACCAAUAGUAACAUAAGUAUUAUCCUCAUGAGCAGCUGAAGGUCCUCAGAAACGAUAAAUUUAGAGACUGUGAGAGCAUUCGAUCUACAUGGAAACAUACAAAAAGUUACUGUACGUGGAAUAUAUUUAAACAACGGGAACGCUAUACUGGACUAUAGACCUCAAUUAUAUAGUGU